UGGCAAGACAAGCUCUGUCCAUGCUAGGACCCCCUGGCUGUAUUCUGGUCUUCACUUCCACAAUGCCACUGCCCACCACAGUCUGAUGUUUGGGAGCUCAGGCAGGACAAACAUCUAACCUUGAAGAAGGAAAGGAAGACUCAAUGGGGGCCAAACAGUCCAGGGCCAGCUCCAACGACAAGGACCCGAAGAGGCUUCUGGUGGGGAAGAGACAGAAGUUCUCUUCGUGGGAUGAUACCCUGCUCUUGGGGAAGGACCCACGGUCCCUGCUGAAGCGUGGCAUGAGGCACGUCAGCUUCAGCUUAGUCACAAAAGGGAUGACGGACAUCCCAGAUUUUCUGUGGGGUUUGCUGGAGGUUCAGAAACUCAAUCUGUCCCACAACCAGCUCCGAGUUCUCCCUCCUGAGGUGGGUAGGCUGACCCGGAUUGUGGUCUUAAACCUGUGUGGGAAUUGCCUCAAGAGUCUCCCCAGAGAAGUCAGUCUCCUCCAGAGCCUCAAGGUCCUGUUCCUCAACAUGAACUGCCUGACGGAGGUGCCAGCCGAGCUCAGCCUGUGCAGGAACCUGGAAGUGCUGAGCAUGUCACACAACUGCCUGUCCCAGCUCCCAGCCAGCUUUGCAGACCUCUCCAGACUUCGGAAGCUGAACCUCAGCAACAACUACUUUGCUCACAUCCCCCUCUGUGUAUUCUCUCUGAAGGAACUGGAUUUCUUGCAUGUGGGCUCCAAUCGCCUGGAAAACAUCGCCGAGAGCAUCCAGUGCCUGGCUAACUUACAGAUCUUCAUUGCAGAGAGUAACAACAUCCACUCCUUCCCCAGGUCGCUGUGUCUGGUCACCAGCCUAGAGCUGCUAAACCUGAAUAACAACGACAUCCAGACCCUUCCGGAUGAACUCUACCUGCUCUGUAGACUGGGGAGGAUUGCGUGGAAUCCCAUGGACAAAGGGCUGCACAUUUCCCAUAAUCCUUUAUCCAAGCCCCUGCCGGAGCUAGUGGAGGGGGGUCUGGAGAUGCUCUACAGCUACCUGAAGGACAAAAAGCACAAUUGAGGUGGACAGCAGAGGUGUGGACAUCAGACACACGGACAUGGGACAGGUCAUGUGGACUCUGUUAGCUAGGGUCUUUCUCUAGUUAAAGCCUUUUAAUGUUAGCGUCUGUCAGUGCUGGGCUUUUAUUUGCUAAGUUGCUGUGGAGCAUCUGACCAGGUGAGACAUUUGCUAUAAAGCUUAUCAGUUCUCAGUAUCCUGACCAAGAAAAUACUUUCUCAAAGCCUGACUUGAAGCAGGCUUUGGGGUUUACCAAAAGGGAAAAAAAAA
Arvicanthis niloticus (Nile rat) is the source of this 1313-nucleotide messenger RNA. It is a transcript of the gene Lrrc30, whose product is annotated as leucine rich repeat containing 30. Lineage: Eukaryota; Metazoa; Chordata; Mammalia; Rodentia; Muridae. The record is from RefSeq and is a predicted model, not a curated record. Gene Ontology annotation, cellular component: cytoplasm. Gene Ontology annotation, molecular function: protein binding.